Molecule: messenger RNA, 897 nt
Organism: Penicillium verrucosum
Lineage: Eukaryota; Fungi; Ascomycota; Eurotiomycetes; Eurotiales; Aspergillaceae
Exons: 2
Coding region: 1-897 (298 amino acids)
Source: RefSeq, a predicted model, not a curated record
AUGAAAAGACUUCAUCCUUCUCGCCGCCACCUCCUCACUAAAUACCGCCCUGCUCCCCUGAAGUCAUGCCUCGCCGCCUCUGAUCGGGACUCCGCCCCCUCUGGAGAGCCUCACGCCCGCAAGACAGUCCAUUUCCCCGAGGACAAGCUCUCCCUUGAGCGGGUCAUAAGAAUCCCGCCUCGCGAGGAUCGGUACAAGAAGACCUUCUUCAAAAGAGGCCAGAUCGCGGACACGAAGUCGUUCCUUUUGUACACUUCGGAUCUUUCGGGCUCGAACCAGCGGUUCCUCUCCAAGCUUCCUGGAAGCGAUGGACCUCAGUACGAACGCCAUUCCCAGUGGAUGAGCGUUGUCCGUGCUCGCCAACUCGCCGCUGCGUAUUCAACUCAGCCCCGUUCCCCGCGAUCCGCACCUUCCUCCGAUGAGUCUACCAUGGACAUGGCUUCCCUGAAGGACGCCCUGCCUGAGCCUGCCUCGGCUAGCUCACCGCAUGGGUCUGCCUUCGACAUGUCCUCUCUGACCGAUGCCUUGCCGGACCCGAAUGUCACCUUCGACAUGCGCUCGCUGAUGGAUGCCCUGCCUGAGCCUGAUGGUUCACCACGCGGGGUUGCCUCCGACAUGUCCUCCUUGAAGCGUGCACUUCCCGACCCUGAUACUCGGUCUGAAGUAUCGUCCCUUGCACAGGCCCCUAAGUCUGUGGUUGCUCCCCACUCCUGCGAUAUCCCUGCAGAGGUUCGUGUACGUGUGGUUCACACCCACGUGCAGGUUGGCCCCUUCUCCGUCACCUGCUUCUACCGCCUCUGUGGGAUCUGCCUUCUGUUGGGGUUCUGCUUCCCAUGCCUUGCACCAGCAUUCUAUGCUGCGCUUGUGCUCCUGUUCGUUUAUGGGAUGUUCUUCUGA